AUGAGAAUACUUUUGCUAGGGUGUCUGCUCUUAGCAGGUGCCGUGUUUAGCAAACCUCUUGACCAAUCUCGGCAUUUACGCCUGCUCGACUUUGAUUCUAGUCUGGGUGCAGCAAACAAUGAUGGAACAGUGAUUGCAGCUGAUGAAAACAAAUCGGAAGAAUCACUUCCACCGGCGGAGGAGAGUGAGCAGGUUGAGUCAUCUGAGAACAAUGAAGAAACUUCAACUGAUAGUAAUGAGACCGAUCCACCAGUGGAUGGCUCUGGUGAAGAAACCACAUCACCACCGGAUGGUUCCGAUGAAGAACCACAACCGACACCAGAGGGUUCCGAUGAGGAAGGCUCCAAUGAGGAAGGUUCCAAUGAGGAAGGUUCCAAUGAGGAAGGUUCCAAUGAGGAAGGUUCCAAUGAGGAAGGUUCCAAUGAGGAAGGUUCCAAUGAGGAAGGCUCCAAUGAGGAAGGCUCCGAUGAACAACCGCUACCACCACCAGAUGGUUCUGGUGAGGAACCUCCGUCACCCCCAGAUGGUUCUGAUGAAGAACGUCCGCCACCACCCGAUGGCUCUGACGAAGAACGUCCACCACCACCCGACGGUUCCGAUGAAGAACGUCCCCCACCACCUGAUGGUUCCGACGAAGAACGCCCACCCCCACCCGAUGGCUCCGAUGAAGAACGUCCGCCUCCACCAGAUGGCUCUGAUGAGGAACGUCCCCCCCCGCCUGAUGGUUCUGACGAAGAACGUCCCCCAGGGCCGGAUUCAGGGGAAGGACGACCUCCAUCUGAUGAUCGACCACCACAAGAAGAUCAACGGCCUCCUCACGAGGACAAUAGGCCACCGCAGGGUGGAGAUGGACAACGCCCUCCUCAAGGAGGAGACGGACAACGACCACCUCAGGGAGGAGGCGGACAGCGACCUCCUCAGGGAGGAGAUGGACAACGACCUCCUCAAGGAGGAGACGGACAACGACCUCCUCAGGGAGGAGACGGACAACGACCCCCCCAGGGUGGAGACGGACAGCGUCCUCCACAAGGCGGAGACGAUCACCGACCACCUCAAGGUGGAGACGACGAUCGCCCUCCACAGGGCGGUGAUGAUCACCGACCACCUCAAGGCGAAGACGGACAACGGCCACCGCAGAAUGAAGAUGACAACAAACCUUGCCCUCCUGACGAGGAUGGUGCCACUAUCGUAAACGUCAACGUGAAUGUCAAUAUUCAGUGA
Molecule: messenger RNA, 1221 nt
Organism: Wyeomyia smithii (pitcher-plant mosquito)
Lineage: Eukaryota; Metazoa; Arthropoda; Insecta; Diptera; Culicidae
Product: proline-rich proteoglycan 2-like
Exons: 1
Coding region: 1-1221 (406 amino acids)
Source: RefSeq, a predicted model, not a curated record